AUGUCACAUCUUACAGGCGACCCAAAACAACAUGACCUAUCCUCCUUCAAGGAUUCCAUAACAGGCAGCUGCCUAUGCGGUAGCAUCACAGUAACAAUCAACGACAACCUCUUCACAAAACCACGCGGCCACCUCUGCCACUGCGAAAACUGUCGAAAGGCUUCCGGCUCUAUCGCAGCCACGAAUCUGACUAUCGAAGAAGAAAAAGUCGAUGUCGAAGAUAGAGAUGGUACCUUAAUGCUGUAUGAGGAUAGAGCUACCAGCAGCGGCAACCCAAUAUACCGAUGGUUCUGCGCUGUAGAUGGGAACCCCAUCUUCUCGAAAGUCGAUUCGAUGCCUGGUCAAGUUACCGUGUCGAUGGGCAUGAUGCCAGUAAUUCCAACACCCGAGAUGGAAGGUUUCGCUGCGCAUAAGCAUACUUGGUUCAAAAGCCCCGAUUGUGUGAAAUCGUACAAACAUCUUCGUACGGGAGAAUUCAUGGAUGAAUAA
Molecule: messenger RNA, 489 nt
Organism: Aureobasidium melanogenum CBS 110374
Lineage: Eukaryota; Fungi; Ascomycota; Dothideomycetes; Dothideales; Saccotheciaceae
Exons: 2
Coding region: 1-489 (162 amino acids)
Molecular function (GO): carbon-sulfur lyase activity
Source: RefSeq, a predicted model, not a curated record